This is a messenger RNA of Triticum dicoccoides, 1361 nucleotides long. RefSeq names its product protein ENHANCED DISEASE RESISTANCE 2-like. The record is from RefSeq and is a predicted model, not a curated record. Bases 22 to 1005 code for a protein of 327 amino acids. NCBI's taxonomy places the organism in Eukaryota, Viridiplantae, Streptophyta, Magnoliopsida, Poales, Poaceae. The transcript is spliced from 2 exons.
ACCCGGCCCAGGACGGCGGCGAUGCCCCCGACGACGCCCCAGCGCCGGAAGCAGGACGAACCGGGCGGCGGCGGCGACAACUGGCGCGAGGAGGCCGUGUCCGCCGGCUCGCUGCGCCAGGUGGACCUCGACAGGGGCACCAACGGCUGGGCCGCGCCGCCGGGGGACCUGUUCCAGCUGCGCGCGCGCGGCUACUUCUCCGGCGGCGGCGGGAAGCGCGGCAAGUCGGCCGCGUCGGCGGACUGGCUCCUCCGCCCCGCCGGCGUCGACUGGCUCCGCUCCCACGCGCGCCUCGACCACCUGCUCGCCCGCGACGACGUCCCCGUCGCCGCCGCCUUCCGCCGGGCGCGCCUCCGCAAGGACCCCAACGCCCACUUCCUCCUCGCCGUCAAUCUCCAGGUCCCCGGCCGGCCGGACGCGUACAGCUCGGUCUUCUACUUCGCGGCGGAGGCGCCCAUCCCGCCGGACUCGCUGCUCGGGCGCUUCGUCUACGGCGACGACGCGUACCGCAACGCCCGCUUCAAGAUCGUCAACCGCAUCGUCAAGGGCCCCUGGCUCGUCCGCGCCACCGUCGGCAACUACGGGGCGUGCCUCCUGGGCCGCGCGCUCACGUGCCGCUACCACAGGGGCGACGACUACCUCGAGAUCGACGUGGACAUCGGCAGCUCGGCGAUUGCCACCGCCAUCCUGCAUCUGGCGCUGGGCGCGGUCACCUCGGUGACCAUCGACAUGGGCUUCCUUGUCGAGUCCCAGUCCGAGGAGGAGCUGCCCGAAAAGCUCUUCGGCGCAGUGCGCAUCGCGCAGAUGGAGAUGGGUUCGGCGAAGUACGUGGAGACGGCGUCUGAUGAGCCUGAGACCGCCGGCAAGGCACAGCCGGGGUUCAGGGUUGGCUCGGCGAGGGUUGCCAAUGAUAGCCGCCACCAGGAACGCACCAGCGGCAAGGCCAGCAGGUCGAUGAGCUGCCAGGAACGCCUGGGCGGAGGUGAGGGCUCAAAUUACUCCUGACAUGUUCUUCAUACCAGUGUUAGAUAUUUCAAUGCGGCUAAUUUGACCACUUCUAUAUGAUGAUCGGGCAUGAACUCGAUGCUACAAACUUAUACUCCCUCCGUUCCGAAUUACUUGUCGCACGUAUGAGUGUAUCUAGAUGUAUUGUAGUUCUAGAUACAUCCAUUUCAGCGAUGAGUAAUUUGGAACGGAGGGAGUAUAUGAUAUAGAGUAGUAGCUGACGAAUUCGUUCGGUGUUAGCAUAUGCCACUGGAUAAUAAUUCCAUGAUUCUGUCAGUUAUGGCUGAUAUUUAGCUCAGCUGGCCUUACAACAGCAUGAGAGUGAUGACAUUGGCAGUGCCGUUUCAAGUUUUCAA